GGUACAGCUCUGAGCAGCGCCAGCCGGACUGGACAGAAGAGAUCGCCGCUAGUUCUCCGUGAAGAGCGAAACACCUCGGCGCGUUCGUCACAAAUAAAACCACACAGCCAGAAGGUAGCCUAUUCUCCGUCGAUUCAUGGAAUUAUUGUCAGGUGGCGUAGGUUGCAUUUAUUACCAAUUCAGUUCGAUAGUUGUGGCUUCUACCCAUCCUGCCUGAAGGUCACAAGCGGAGCUGCUCAGCACGGACCGCCGCGCCCCUUCAGGACUUCGUCAUCCAGGGACUCUGCAACGAAGGGAUGAGGGGACAACGAGCUGCAUUAGAGGAGUGAGGGCAGUCUGAGGGCAAAAGGAUCUGAAAAGGAAGAUUUGGCUGAUAUAGAGGAGGGAGAAGGUAACCCCAGGACUUAAGAAGGAAAGAGGAAGGGGAGUGGGGGGUUAGGUGCAGGGCUGGACUGCAGGACAGGACUGCAGGACAGAAGGACUGGAUGCUAGCCUCAGUAGGCCCCAGCAGGUCCCAGCUCCCACAGAGAUGGCCUCCAACUUCAACGACAUCGUCAAGCAGGGAUACGUCCGCAUGCGGAGUAGGAAACUGGGGAUUUACCGUCGCUGCUGGCUGGUGUUUAAGAAGUCGUCCAGUAAAGGACCACGCAGACUGGAGAAGUACACUGAUGAGAAGUCCGCUUACAUCAGAGUCUGUCCUAAGGUGACAGAGAUCAGCCAUGUGAAGAAUGUCACAAGGCUCCCAAGGGACACCAAGCGCCAGGCGGUAGCCAUCGUCUUUACCGAUGACACCUCGCGCACGUUCACCUGUGAAUCAGAGCUAGAAGCAGAGGAGUGGUUGAAAACUCUGUCAAUCGAAUGCCUGGGUACCCGCCUCAAUGACAUCAGUCUAGGAGAGCCGGACUUGCUGGCAGCAGGUGUUCAGUGUGAACAUACAGAGCGUUUCAAUGUGUUCCUACUGCCCUGUCCUAACCUGGACAUCUAUGGAGAGUGUAUGAUGCAGAUCACCCAUGAGAAUAUCUACCUGUGGGACAUCCACAACCCUCGCACCAAACUGGUCACCUGGCCUCUCUGCUCCCUGCGCCGCUACGGACGAGAUGCCACGCGCUUCACCUUCGAGGCUGGACGGAUGUGUGACAGUGGAGAAGGCCUGUACACAUUCCAGACGCGGGAGGGAGAACAGAUCUACCAGAGAGUCCACUCCUCCACCCUGGCCAUUGCUGAGCAGCACAAGAGAGUUCUGAUGGAGAUGGAGAAGAACAGCAGAUUGUCUAAAGGUUCUGAGACGGGCUCCUACCCCUGUACCCCCACAGCCAUCCUGCCCCGCAGUGCCUUCUGGCACCAUAUCACUGGCACUCAGGGGGGCAUGGACCCAGCCCAUGGUGACAUGUUUGGUGGUUCUCAGACUGGCGCUGAUGCAGACCUGCUCUCCACCCGGCUGCCCUCAGAGCCACGCCACGCUACCAUGCCCCUGGCACACAGCCGACACUCCCCCGCCCGUUACCCCACCUACCCCAGCCAGUGAUCCCAGGGGUGCAUUGCAGACCCCUAGCCUCCACUCUGUACCCUGCACUCCUCCUAUUCUCCUUUCUCUGCAGUGCUUACCUCAACUCCAUGCCCCCUCAUCUACCUUCCAGCCAAUCAGGUUGGGUUGUGGGGAGUGGGUUCUCCGAUGGGGUCAUAUGACCUCCCCUAAAGCUGGGAGCUCUGUGAAGCAGGACGUGACAGCGCUUCUGGUCUUCUCUUCUUCUUCCAAAGGCUGGUUACCUGAAGGAACUUCAACUCCCAGAAUCGCUCACGGUGGGGGCAAAGUGCAUUGUGCGAGCCAGCAGUGGCUUGUUGCCUCUUAGUGAGCUGACAUUGUGGCAUGGUGCAUCUCUCUUUGCUCUGCUGUGGGUGUGGAGGAGGAACAGGAAGAGGAUGGGUGUGAGCUGUAAGGAUGUGAUUUAGUGUCCUCUCUAACCCCUGUGAAAUCUUAUUUUCUGAUGGGAUUCAGUCAGCUCUCCAUCACCUGAACACCCUCCGCGACAGACCUCUUCAUGUACCUCAUGCCAGCUCUUAGCAAAGUUCAAUGUUAGGGGCUCAGGACGUCCCCAAACCGCUCUUAUUGGUGGCAGAACAGUAGGACCCCUUCCUACCAUCCCUGCUCUCCAGCAUGAUAAGGAUUGUGGCGCUCGCUCCAACCCAUAACCUCAAUCUGACAGACACAUAUGUAAGACAACAGUUUCCUCCCAAGAACUGGCCUUGGCUUCCUUCUUCAACUCUGUGUGUGGGUGGAAGAGGGACUGUCUCUGGACUAUUAUCCAACCAAACACCUGGUCUAAUUCCACAGAGAAACAAAGGACCACUUGUCUUUCAUCUUUCUUUCUUUCUUUUUUGUAUUACUUGUAGCAGACUUAACAACCUGACUUUACCUUGUAUACUGUUCUGUACGAUAAGGAAAAUAUACAUAGAUUUUUCUGGGAGGAUAGAGAGAGGCAGUGAUGAGAGGGAGGGAGAGCCAUAUGCCUCUGAAGUCAUGACUUCGUUUGUUGUUUUCUCUUGGUUUCCUGCCAUUGGGUUGUGAAGACAUCCUAGGCUGUUCAUAAUAUGGUAAUGGAACCCUGUCCUGUGUGUGUGUGUGUGUGUGUGUGUGUGUGUGUGUGUGUGUGUGUGUACUGCAUGAAUGGGAUACACAGUUACUGACAUUUGGCCUCUUUAAAACCUAUGUUAAGAGAGAAUUUAGACAUGGCUUUAAAACCUAUGUUAAGAGAGAAUUUAGACAUGGCUUUAAAACCUAUGUUAAGAGAGAAUUUAGACAUGGCUUUAAAACCUAUGUUAAGAGAGAAUUUAGACAUGGUAAAUAAUAAGCUAGAUUUAAAAAUGUAGACGUCACAAAGAUGUAGCCACUCCCUCAAACCUCAUCAUUAUUGUGGAGGUCCUUGGUCUGAGGGAGACACCACGGACUGUGUCAUAGUGUGGCUCCUCAUUGAGUUUCCUGUCAGGCACAAGAGUGUAAUGAACUAGUGAAGUUGUGAUAACCAUUAUUAAUGUCCCGUGUUUUUAGUUUCACAGACUUUCUGGUGUGUGGGGUGGGUUACCGCCUGACCAAAAUGGUUCUUGACAUGUUUGCACUUGAAGAUGUUUUUUUCCUUAUUUUUAAAUGUGUUUUUGAUAAAUCAGGAGCCAUUGCUCUUAAUUUGGGUCAUGUGAGGGAUAAGCACAGAUCUAGGGCGGGUCCAUAAGUUACCUGCCUCAGAGACCCUCGCAUGGAGUCCUUUUGUUUUAGGGCUGUAGCCUAGAUACUGCUAGUGGGUUAGUUAGUAGAUGACUGCUGCACAAAGAGAGAAAACAUGUUUUUAUAGCUGGAAGUAUAAAACCUGCCCUCUACACAGUUCUUACAUAAGAUUGGGUUUAUAACUAAUAAUGCAAAUUAUUUAAAACCAUCUCAACAUUAGCAGAUUUGAUUGACUAUGAACUAAGACUUUCCAACUGUGUAUUCAUUUGUGACACUUGGAUAUAACCCAACUAAUGCACCCUGUAGUUAGAGAUUGGACUAAUUUGAAAUAUAUAUAUAUAUAUAUAUACACAGUAUUUCACCACUGUUAAAGUUAUUGUAUGUGAAGCUUAUAAAAUGAGGUCAUUUUCUAAUCUCCUUGACUAGGUGUAAUGUUAUUUAUUUGAGUUGGCCAGAGUGGGACAUUCUGAUGUCUAAGGCUACUUAUUAAAUGCUGGAAUCCAAUAAAACACACAUUUACAGCUUCUGUAUUAUUUAUCUCAUGUUAACAUAAAGGGCUAAGCUUUUUGUUGAACAUAAUCUUUACCCUAUGUAUUUGUGUUUGUGUACAUACAGGAGUUGUUGUUGCUGCCCUCUUGGGCUCUUGAAAAUACAGCUAUUUAUUUCACAUCGUGUGGUCUCUAGAUGUGUGUGUGUGUGUGUCUGUGUGAGAGAGUGUGAUGUGUAUGUCUGAAUGUUCUGUGACAGGGAUUGUCUGGGGAUAUUUCUUUGAAAUGCAUGCACUCAACACAUUUUUAUACUGUGUAACGAUGGUAAGAUUGAAAUGUUGUGGACUUGUUCACCCAGAUAUGUGGGUGGAGAUUUUUUAGAGACGUUUACUUGGCACAGGGAAAUAAAAAAACAAAGAUUCACCUGA
Messenger RNA from Salvelinus namaycush (lake trout), 4133 nucleotides. RefSeq names its product docking protein 4-like. The record is from RefSeq and is a predicted model, not a curated record. Gene Ontology annotation, cellular component: cytoplasm. The transcript has 9 exons. Gene Ontology annotation, biological process: cell surface receptor protein tyrosine kinase signaling pathway; positive regulation of MAPK cascade. Lineage: Eukaryota; Metazoa; Chordata; Actinopteri; Salmoniformes; Salmonidae. The coding region runs from base 530 to 1525 and encodes 331 amino acids.